This is a messenger RNA of Aspergillus wentii DTO 134E9, 1389 nucleotides long. RefSeq names its product putative C2H2 finger domain protein. The coding region runs from base 1 to 1389 and encodes 462 amino acids. Lineage: Eukaryota; Fungi; Ascomycota; Eurotiomycetes; Eurotiales; Aspergillaceae. The record is from RefSeq and is a predicted model, not a curated record. The transcript has 2 exons.
AUGCUAACCCACACUUUCUUCCAGGAACUCUCGCGUCCUCUCCCCCAAUCCCGUAACCACUCCCAUUCCAUCUCCCUCGGUGCCUUCAAUGCCAAUCACCGUGUCACUCGCCGCAAGAGUGUCACCACUGCUGCCGCCGCCAAUGCCGCCGCCGCGGUCGCAGCCACUAUGAAGGAUCCCAGCGGUGAUUCCGCUGGCAUCCCCGUCGCAGCUCACCGUCGAGGAAGUCGCAAGGGCCUGGAGUCCAGCUCGGUUGGUGCCUUGCCCGGCUUCAGUUCGUACCUAUCUCGGAGCAUGAACAGUCCCAGCCAAGAAUCCCCGGUCGCUCGCAAGGCGACCCCCCAGGAUGCCAACGAGGGAUCCACAACCGCUGCCGACGGCAGCAACCCUGUCACCUCCAAGCCCGUCAACACCAAGAACCGUAACCGUCGGGCCAGCGAGGGAUCGCAGGCGAUCAAAAACGAAGCCAAGCGUGUCAUGGCGGAUCUUCGUUGCGAGCGCUGCGGGAAAGGGUAUAAGCAUGGCAGCUGCUUGUCCAAGCAUAUGUGGGAACAUGACCCGGCAUGGACGAUUACCUCGAAGCUACUGAUCUCCAAGCACCAGCAAGUCCAGCUGUUGGAAGCCGCCAGCGUCUUGGUCACCAUGAACCAUGACGGUCCCUCCGGGGAGGGACACGAGGCUGAAUCAGAACUCUCAUCCGCCUCGCCAGACGCCUCCUCCGAACUUCGCGAUGGCAUCAGCUCUGCAGAGACCACUCCGCCGCCCAUGGAUGAAGAUGAAGAGGAUGAGGAUGAUAUGGAAAUGUCCGGUAUGCCCUCCAACACAGGGAAGCGGUUCAGCGUCGGAAACGCCUCCGGGUACUUUUCCCACUCCUACCAAUCCAUCCCUUCGAGUUCCUUCAACGCGAGCGCUCCACUGCACUCGCCAUCCUUCUCCCACUUCCGUCAAUCGAGCAUCGACACUCGACCGUCGACUGCAGAAAACAAGCUGCACGAAGAUGAUGAAGCGGAUCUGGCGGCUGCCAUCGGUCUCUGCAACUUUGGAACUCCCCGAACGGGUCCUGUUCCGAUGUCCCCCAGCAUCCCACCAGUGCCUGCCCUCCCAUCCCGGUUUGUCGACCAGACUAGCAGUGCCACCCAGAGCCAAAGCCUGGAUCAAUCAGCCUCUACUGCUGCUGAUCCCCUCUUCCCUAACUCGACCCCGGAUGUCUUCCUGUCGCUCUCAUAUAACCCGUCGCUUUCUUACAAGGUAUCGGAUGAGCGGGACGUGAGAAUGGGCGAUGCAGAUCGCACAUCACGGCAAAACCACAAUGCGGAUGUUGAUUAUGGCAGCCGUCCCAACCAUGCAGAUGAUGAUGACGACGGCGUCUUUGGUCACAUGGAGGAAUAG